AUGCGCUACUGUUUGGUACUGCUAUCAACUACGCUGUUCUGCUUGGCAUAUGCAAAUAGAGAACCCAAAGAUCAGGCGGUGAUAUUUCCCAGGGAUCAGGAAAUCCAUUUUCCAGGAUCAGAGAGCGAUCAAGAUAUCUAUUUUCCGGACUCCAAAAAGUUCAAGAUACGUGGCUUUCACUGGAACAGUGCGGGUCAUCUGCCAAAACCAAAUUCAAGGCGAUGGCGAUCAAUGAAUGCUUAUAGACCAGGUCAACCAUUUCCCCCACCCUCAAAUGGUCAUUACAACAAGAAUCGCAAAAACCAACCAAGGGAACAGCAACGUCUCUGUGAGCGCAAGCACUCAGAGUAUAUUGAACGCAUAUUUGCCAACGAUAAGGCCGUAAGCGCAGACGCCGAUGACGUCGAUUUCGAUGGACGCGUUCUCGUCCGACCUGGUGAAUACCCCCACAUGGCAGCGCUCGGCUUUGAGACGAAUUCACAGAUAAUCAACUAUAAAUGUGGCGGCAGUCUCAUAAGUGAGAAUUUUAUACUAACUGCGGCCCAUUGCACUGAUGUGGAAGGUGAAGUGCCAAAAUGGGUGCGCGUCGGUGGACUAAAUUUAAUGAUCGAUGAGAUAACGGUUGAGCCACAGAAUUUUGGAAUCGAAAGCAUAUUCGAGCAUCCGGACUACAAAAAUGAUUUAUACUACAAUGAUAUAGCACUUCUAAAACUGGACGGAAAUGUAAUUCUAACAGAGUUUGUUCGACCCAUUCGCCUGUGGUCCAGUGAGGAGAUACCCACAUCGAUUGCCUUCGCCAUGGGCUAUGGAUCGACAAGCUUUGGCAAGGGUAUGACAUAUCGCUUGACCCAUUUGAAUGCAACUUUGGUGCCCAACAGUGAGUGCGAUGAGGAUCUACCCGACUUCGAAGAGACCCCAUAUGGAAUAAUAGCGAGUCAGAUAUGCGCACAGGAUUUCAUUCAGAGUCGCGACACCUGCCAGGGCGACUCGGGUGGUCCGCUUCAGUUGAAUUUGCCGGGUCGUCGACGUCGUCAUGUCCAUUAUCAUCUUAUUGGAAUUACCUCCUUCGGCGUCUUCUGCCGCAGCAGCUAUCCAAGUGUCUAUACACGUGUUUCAUCGUAUUUGGAUUGGAUCGAGCAAAUCACGUGGGGCAUGCCAAGUAGCUGAACCUUACUUUAAGUUAAUUAAUUAUGUAUUCAAGCAGAGA
Molecule: messenger RNA, 1207 nt
Organism: Drosophila grimshawi
Lineage: Eukaryota; Metazoa; Arthropoda; Insecta; Diptera; Drosophilidae
Product: serine protease snake
Exons: 5
Coding region: 1-1167 (388 amino acids)
Biological process (GO): proteolysis
Molecular function (GO): serine-type endopeptidase activity
Source: RefSeq, a predicted model, not a curated record